UUUAUAAAAAGCCUCACCAGAUCGUCUGGCCGUUUAAACAGAGACAACGCUACCAGUUCGGUACAGGGGCUCGCGACUUUCACAACUUUCAACAGCCAUGAAGAUGCUAGUGUCGUUCGUCCUUCUAGCAGUGAUUGCUACAGCACAUGGUCAGGCGUCCUCUCGGCAGAAGGACGGCUCCUGCCCGCCGGUGGAUCUCGACUCCUUCGGUCUGUGUGCGGACCUGUGCGAUGCGGACCUGGAUUGCCCAGGUGAACUGCUGUGCUGCCCUAACGCCUGCGGCGCCACCGUGUGCCAGGAGCCGGUACUGCACUCCACGGAGGCACCGCCUGAGCCCCCGACAGAUCCAUGUCUGGAGGUGACGUGUGUACAGCAGGGAGCGUCAUGUCAGGUGAUGAACGGACAGCCAAUGUGCAGGUGUCCUUCAGACUGUUCUCGUUUUGGGCAGUCCCCAGUGUGUGACAUGUCCGGGAACUCUUACAACAACCAGUGUGUUCUGGACGCCGUGGCGUGUCAGCUGGACAUCACCCUGGAAACGGUCAAGUGUCCACAGCCAACCGAUCCACCUCGUCCGCAGACCACACCAGCCCCCGUUACCGAGGCCCCGGCUACCGAGGCCCCAGCUACCGAGGCCCCGGCCCGCCCCCAGCCCGGCACGUGCACCCUCCCGCCGAAGACCGGGCGCUGCCGUGCCUACACACUGCGGUACUACUACCACCCCGGGACCGCCCAGUGCCUGCGGUUCGUGUACGGAGGCUGCGGGAGUAACGGGAACAACUUCGGGACCCUGGCGGAGUGCCAGCGGCAGUGCGGCGGCGCCUCGGACCCUCCCCAGGCCGCUCCAGACGUCUGCAGUCUCCCGCUGGAUGCCGGGCCAAACUGUGGCCAGUUUCAAGUCGGGUACUACUACCGGUCGGAAGACGAGGAGUGUCAUCUUUAUCUCCACGGCGGUUGCCAAGGCAACGGAAAUAGCUUCGUCAGCAAGAGCGCAUGUGAGGCCCGGUGUAAACCAGCUACAUGUGCCCCGUGUUCUAACCGUUGGAGCCUGUCCGAGAGCUACUGUCACAGCGGCUUCGUGAUCACCGGAAGAGUGACGAGUAUCCGGCGGGUCGGCUCAUUUGACGACAGGAGCAUCGUACAGGUGCGCGUUACCCAGACGCACCGCGGCGGCGGCCUCGUUCUGGACGGGCGCACGCGCACUGCCAUGAUCAUCACCGACGACCAGUUUGCGGAAUGCGCAUGCCCAAAGUUAUCUGAAGGAAAUGACUACAUUCUGAUGGGCAGAGUGAACGGAGGGUACGGCAUGGUUUCCAGGUGGAGCUACGUACGACCGUUGGACAACGCCGCCUACCGGGAGCUGAUGAAUAUGCACCACUCUGGCAACCCCUGCAGGGGUUACGGGCGCUGAGUAGAGAU
Branchiostoma belcheri (Belcher's lancelet) is the source of this 1416-nucleotide messenger RNA. RefSeq names its product WAP, Kazal, immunoglobulin, Kunitz and NTR domain-containing protein-like. NCBI's taxonomy places the organism in Eukaryota, Metazoa, Chordata, Leptocardii, Amphioxiformes, Branchiostomatidae. The record is from RefSeq and is a predicted model, not a curated record. Gene Ontology annotation, molecular function: serine-type endopeptidase inhibitor activity; protein binding. Bases 98 to 1408 code for a protein of 436 amino acids. The transcript is spliced from 9 exons. Gene Ontology annotation, cellular component: extracellular region.